This is a messenger RNA of Benincasa hispida (wax gourd), 2807 nucleotides long. Its product is annotated as DEAD-box ATP-dependent RNA helicase 31-like. The record is from RefSeq and is a predicted model, not a curated record. Lineage: Eukaryota; Viridiplantae; Streptophyta; Magnoliopsida; Cucurbitales; Cucurbitaceae. Gene Ontology annotation, molecular function: RNA helicase activity; nucleic acid binding; ATP binding.
AGUAUCCAUCCAUUACCUUAAACCCCAAAACCCUCAAUCCUCGGAGCCCUUUAAACCCUAAUGCAACGUUCCUUCACCCAUCUUCUCCGCCUAUCCACCGUCUCCGGUAGCUGCCGGUAAUCCAGGAAUUUGGAAGUUCUACUAUGCCUAUCAAGCUUCUCCCUCGCCUCCAUCUCGUCAACCAUCCAUUUCCUCUAGCUCGUUUUCCCCUAAUGAAGCUCCAACCCUUCACUCGGCAAUGUCGAACAAUUCCCAUUUUCUCUCGCGUCUUCCCCUUCAAGCUCAAGUACGCCUCUGUGGCCUUCUCUUCUCGCCCUUCGCAUAGUUUCCAAGCAGUCCGACGGAGCAGCGUCCCCGUUAGGGGCUCCGAGAGAGGAAGGUUCGGUGGCUCUAAGAGUCUUGCUGAGGAUGAGGCUGAACUGAGUGAUUGGGUUAGCGACUUGAAAACCAGCUCAUUUCGUGGGCGAAUCACGAGCGAUGAAGAGUCGGAAGAAGAUCAUAGGCGUAGUAGAGGAAGGGAUAGGGAGUCGCCACCGUUGAAGAAGGGGAGGGAUCGACAGUCGUACGAGUUACGGGAGUUUUCAGAGGGUCGGAGACCUCGAGGCCCUUCAAUGGAGUCGUAUGCGAAGAAUUCAGGGAAUGUUAGGCGAUUCAAGCGUGAGUAUGAAGACGAGAGAGAAGACUUCCGCUCACGCAGCAAUGGUCGUGUUUUUCGUAGAGAUAAUGUGGAUUCUUCGAUUGGGAGAGGACGUGCGACGAGAGAGAUUAAUUCAAGAAAUCAACGGAUUCCAGGUCGUGAUAGUUUAGGGAGAAGUGGGAGGGAGUCUAAGAACCAAGCCCGUUUUGCAAGUGAAGGUGAAAGGGAGGAGGACGAGGAAGAUGAUGAUGAUGAGGGAAGCAGAAUUAAAACUAGUGUUAGGGACUUUCUAAGCGAUGAAGAUAGUACCGACGACGACAACGAUGACGACGAAGACAAUUCUCUGUUGAGAAAAAGUACUAGUGCUUUGUUCCCAUCUGGGGAGAAAGCGAGUGAAAAGGAUCGACCACGCAAUCCCCCACGAAGGUCUGACUCGUAUUUGAGUGAAACUAGAUUCGAUCAGUGUUCAAUAUCACCCUUGUCAUUAAAGGGUAUCAAGGAUGCUGGAUAUGAGAAGAUGACUGUAGUACAGGAGGCCACACUUCCUCUAAUACUAAAAGGUAAGGAUGUUCUUGCCAAAGCAAAAACAGGGACUGGCAAAACUGUGGCUUUUUUGCUUCCCUCAAUUGAAGUUGUUGUGAAGUCUCCACCUAAUGGUGAUCAGAAGCGGCCUCCAAUUCUUGUUCUUGUUAUAUGCCCAACCCGAGAGCUUGCCACGCAGGCUGCCACUGAAGCCAAUACUCUUUUGAAGUACCACCCUACUAUUGGCGUUCAAGUUGUAAUAGGAGGUACAAGACUUGCCCUUGAACAGAAACGCAUGCAAGCAAACCCUUGCCAGAUUCUUGUUGCAACUCCUGGAAGGCUGAAAGAUCAUAUAGAGAAUACUGCAGGUUUUGCAACUAGACUGAUGGGUGUCAAGGUCCUUGUUCUUGACGAAGCUGAUCAUUUAUUAGACAUGGGAUUUCGCAAGGACAUUGAGAGGAUUGUUGCUGCAGUUCCAAAACAAAGGCAAACUCUUCUGUUUUCUGCCACCGUACCAGAUGAGGUCCGCCAAAUCAGUCACAUUGCAUUGAGAAGAGAUCAUGAAUUUGUCAAUACAAUUCAAGAAGGCAGUGAGGACACACAUGCACAGGUGAGACAGAUGCAAAUUGUUGCUCCAUUGGAGAAGCAUUUUAGUCUGCUCUAUGCUAUUCUUAAAGAACAUAUUGCUGAUGACGUUGACUAUAAGGUUCUUGUAUUCUGCACAACUGCUAUGGUUACACGAAUGGUUGCCGACCUUCUUGGUGAGCUAAACUUGAACAUCAGAGAGAUUCAUUCUAGGAAACCGCAGAGUUACAGAACCAGGGUUUCUGACGAGUUUCGAAAGUCAAAAGGCCUCAUCCUUGUAACUUCAGAUGUUUCAGCUCGUGGAGUUGAUUAUCCCGAUGUGACCCUUGUCAUACAGGUUGGCUUGCCUGCUGAUAGAGAACAGUAUAUUCAUCGACUUGGUAGAACAGGGCGUAAAGGCAAAGAAGGGCAGGGCAUAUUGUUGCUAGCGCCUUGGGAAGAAUUCUUUUUGUCUACGGUUAAGGACUUGCCUAUAUCAAAAGCUCCUAUGCCCCUAAUUGAUCUGGAAGCAAAGAAAAAGGUGGACCGAGCUCUGGCUCAUGUUGAGAUGAAGAAUAAAGAAGCAGCAUACCAGGCGUGGCUUGGUUACUAUAACUCAAACAAGACGGUAGGAAGGGACAAGUAUAGACUAGUCGAACUCGCCAAUGAGUUCAGUCGAAGCAUGGGACUUGACAAUCCUCCGGCCAUUCCCAAACUAGUACUUGGGAAGAUGGGUCUCAAGAAUAUCCCUGGCUUACGUGUGAAAUAAUUUGAAAGUUGCAACUUGUCAUAGAGAAUGUAUAAAGGAAACGACUCUUGCACCAGAAUGUGAGGUAAGAACCAAUUGUUUCUUUCAGCCAAUUUGCAGCCACAGAACAAAUGACUCCUUUCUCUUCUUUCGAUCUGUAAGUUUGAUUUUUCGUUAACCAAUUUGCAGUUUUGACGAGGAAGGAAUUUUACAUUCAUUUCCUUUUUUCCUUUUCAGCCAAUUGUUAUAAUUCAUUCUCUUUUACAUUGUAGUGUGGGUUACAUUAGUAAAACUCAAGUUUGAAAUAUAAAAUUCUUGUAGAUUUGCCUUUCUAAA